AACCCCCCAAGCUUCCUCCUUCAUCUCUCUCUUUCUUUCUCUCUCAUACAAAUCAAUUGACGGUUAGCUUCGAUAGAUAUCAUAAUUUGAAAUGAAAAAUCUUAAGCUCUUCUGGGAGUUCACUUCCAAUCUCGAGUUACAGUCGAAUGACGAAGUUAUCCGUUUUGCGGCAUUGGAUAUCGAUAGAAAUCGCCUCUUCUUCUGUUCAUCGACCAAUUUUAUUUACUCAACUCAGCUUUCAUCUCCUCAAGAAGGAAGAAACAACACCUCUUUGCAUGUGAUUGAGGCCAUUGAUAUAGAACCCGACGAUGUCAUUACUUCGAUGGACUAUCUCAUGGAGAAAGAAGCAUUGAUCCUUGGAACUUCUAAAGGUCUUCUUUUAUUAUAUAAUAAUGAAGAUGGUGCAACAGAAGUUGUUGGUAAAGUGGAAGGAGGUAUUCGGUGUAUCUCACCUAGUCCAGAUGGUGAUAUGCUAGCAGUUAUUACUGGUCAUGGACAGAUUUUGAUGAUGACUCAUGAUUGGGAUUUGUUAUAUGAGAUGGCCAAUGAUGAACUUCAUGAAGACAUUGACGUAAGUGAACAAGCCAUGAUUCCUAACAGUUCGACUGAGAAUCCCCUUUCUUGGAGAGGUGAUGGGAAGUAUUUUGCUACUUUAAGCACAGCUCAAGAAUCAUCUUCUCUACACAAGAAAAUCAAAGUAUGGGAACGAGAUUCAGGAGCACUGCAUUCUGUUUCAGAAUCAAAGGGCUUCAUGGGGGCAGUUCUAGAAUGGAUGCCUAGUGGAGCUAAAAUAGCAUCCGUUUACGAUAAACAACAUGAGAACAACUGUCCAUCUGUAGUUUUCUUUGAAAGAAACGGUCUGGAAAGAAGUUCGUUUAGUAUUAAUGAGGAAUCAAAUGCUGUGGUGAAUAUGAUGAAGUGGAACAGCAAUUCAGAUCUUCUUGCAGCUAUUGUCAGAUGCAAACAAUACGAUCUCAUCAAAAUCUGGUUCUUCAGUAACAACCAUUGGUACUUGAAAAAGGAAAUUAGAUAUUCCAAGGAAGAUAGUAUAAGAGUCAUGUGGGAUCCUACCAAUCCAAUGCAGUUGAUUUGUUGGACAGCAGGAGGACAGAUCACAGUUUGCAAAUUCAGCUGGGUUACUGCUGUCAUGGAGAAUUCGACAGCGUUAGUUAUUGAUGGCUACAAUAUGUUCUUGACCCCUCUAUCUUUAUCUCUAAUCCCACCUCCUAUGUACUUGUUUAAGUUGAGAUUUCCCAGUCCCAUUAGUGAUAUAGCAUUUACUUGCAAGGGUUCUAAGAAUCAUUUGGCUGCAUCCUUAUCUGAUGGAAGUUUGUCAAUUGUUGAACUCCCCAGUGUUGAUACUUGGGAAGAAUUUGAGGGAAAAGAAUUCAUAAUUGAUUCUUGCUAUUCCGAUACAGAGGUUGGAUCACUACGCCAUAUUCAAUGGUUGGAUUCACAUGUUCUUCUUGGUGUUGCUCAUUAUGGGUCUAAGCACAGUGGUCGUCCUGGCUAUUACCUGCAGGAAAUUGAAAUUGUAUGCUCUGAGAAUCACAUCCCAGAUUUAGUGACGUCAUCAGGUUGGCAUUUGAAAAAUUCAAGUAAUACAUUCCUUGAAGAGGUAGUAAUUGGAAUCGUUCCGAAUUUAACAAAAAAAUAUUCGGCAUAUGUUCAAUUUGACGGAGGAAAGGUUUUCAACUACACGUCAAAGCUAGGGCUUGUUCCAUGCUUUCAAAGGGAUGAUGACAAGGGAUUUCCGACAUCUUGUCCUUUGAUGAAUGUAGUUUCUGUUGGAGACAAUGUGGCAUCAAAUUAUUUGCUUUUCGGCCUUGAUGAGAGUUAUAGACUGCAUGUUAAUGGGAGGGUAUUAUGCAACAACUGUAGCAGUUUUGCGUUUUAUUCGUGUCUUGCAGACCAAGUAAUUACACACAUAGUGCUUGCAACUAAACAAGAUUUGCUCUUCAUUGUCGAUAUUGGUGACUUGUUAAAUGGAGACUUGGAGGUUAAUAAGUAUGAGAAUUUCAUGCCUGUAUUCAAGAGAAGAAAUGAAGAAGAAAAUAGAAAGUAUGGGAAUAUAUGGGAAAGAGGAGCUAGAAUAAUCGGCGUUAUUCAUGGUGAUGAAGCUGCUGUCAUACUACAAACCGUUAGGGGAAACCUCGAAUGCAUAUUUCCAAGGAAACUGGUCCUUAACUCUAUCAUCAACGCACUUGAGCAGAACCGUUUCAGUGAUGCAUUCCACAUGGUGAGACGGCAUAGAAUAGAUUUCAACGUGAUUGUUGAUCAUUCUGGUUGGCAAGCCUUUUCUAAAAUAGCAUCGGAAUUUGUCAGACAGGUAAAGAAUCUCAGUCACGUAACUGAAUUCGUUUGUGCGAUGAAAAACGAAAACGUCAUGGAAACCCUCUACAAAAUCUAUCUCUCCCUUCCAGGACAGAAUCUAGAUAAGGGUUAUGAUUCCGACAGCAAAUUAAACUCUGUCCUUCUAGCAAUAAGGAAUGCCCUAGAGGACCAUAUAGAGGAAAGUCCAGCAAGGGAACUUUGCAUAUUAACAACUCUAGCUCGAUCCAAUCCUCCAGCUCUAGAAGAAGCACUCAAAAGAAUAAAAGUUAUUCGAGAGCUAGAGCUAUCAGAUUCAAAUUAUCCCAAGAGAAACACUUCUCCUUCUGCUGAGGAAGCUUUAAAGCAUCUCUUAUGGCUAUCUGAAGCAGAGCCCGUUUAUGAAGCUGCUCUAGGUCUCUACGACUUAAACCUUGCCGCCAUUGUUGCUAUAAACUCCCAACGAGACCCAAAGGAAUUUCUUCCGUUUCUUCAAGAAUUAGAACAAAAGCCAUCCCAGUUAAUGCGAUACAGUAUUGACCUGAAACUGCAACGAUACAAAAGUGCACUCAAGCACAUUAUAACAGCGGGAGAUCCAUAUUUUGCUGAUUCCAUGGACCUCAUGAAAAAAAAUCCCCAACUUUUCCCACUUGGACUUCAACUGAUUAAUAACGAUCCUGCCAAGAGGAAGCAAGUUCUCGAGGCCUGGGGAGAUCAUCUGAACGAUAUAAAACAUUUCGAUGUAGCUGCCACGACUUAUUUGUGUUGUACUAAUUUGGAAAAGGCUUUGAAGGCUUAUCGUGCUUGCGGUAAUUGGAGUGGGGUUCUGACUGUUGCUGGCUUGACUAACCUUGGGAAAGAGGAAGUGUUGCAGUUGGCUACUGAGAUUUGUGAAGAACUCAAUGCAAUGGGAAAACCUAGGGAAGCUGCGAAAUUAGCGAUAGAGUAUUGUGGUGAUGUUGUUAAUGGAGUCGGCUUGUUAAUUACGGCUAGAGAUUGGGAAGAGGCUCUGAGGAUUGCGUUUAUGUACAAGAGAGAUGAUUUGGUCUCGGAAGUGAAGAAUGGUGCUAUUGAAUGUGCUAACUUGUUGAUUGGGGAAUAUGAAGAAGGGUUGGAGAAAGUAGGGAAAUAUUUGACGCGGUAUUUGGCUAUCAGACAGAGAAGGAUAUUACUUGAGGCGAAACUUCGAUUAGAGGAUACAAUGACUGAAGUUGAUGACGAUGUUUCUUCUCAAGCUAGCAGUAAUUUCAGUGGAAUGAGUGCUUACACCACAGGGACAAGAAAGGGAUCAGCUGCUUCCAUCAUCUCAUCAAGUGCAUCGAGCAGGGCAAGAGAUGCAAGACGCCAACGGAACAAGGGUAAAAUCCGUGCUGGCAGCCCGGGUGAGGAGAUUGCUUUAGUGGACCAUUUGAAAGGAAUGUCUUUGACGAGUGGUUCAAAGAGUGAACUGAAAUCUCUACUGAUUUCACUGCUAAUGGUUGGUGAAGAGGCUACAGCAAAGAAACUGCAACGAUCUGGGGAGAAUUUUCAAGUUGCUCAAAUGGCUGCGGUGAAAUUGGCUGAGGAUUCAAGCUCGAGUGAGGUUAUAGAUGAACAAGCUCAUUGUUUGGAUUCUUAUGUUGAGAAAACGAGAAGAGUGGUUCAUGUUUCAGAGGAAUUCUCUUGGCGAUUAGAAGUGCUUAUUUCAUCUAUAUCCUUAGAUGAUUAGAAGAGAUGAUCUAAGUUUCCUUAUAAAAUAGAAGACUUCUAAAUGAGAUGAUCCAUUUUUAUAUCUUUGAACAAAAUUUAUUUUGCAUUUGAAGAAUGUUUUUUGUUUCCAUUUAUUUAUUGCAAUAGAAAGCAAAAUAUUGUAAUUUUGUUGGGUUUGAUUGAUUUCCACCUAAUUUGAGUUAUUUUGUCUACAUUUGAACUGUUUUUAAUUUAUUUAUUGCAAUUGAAG
Impatiens glandulifera is the source of this 4249-nucleotide messenger RNA. RefSeq names its product elongator complex protein 1. The transcript is spliced from 5 exons. Gene Ontology annotation, molecular function: protein binding; tRNA binding. Gene Ontology annotation, biological process: tRNA wobble base 5-methoxycarbonylmethyl-2-thiouridinylation. NCBI's taxonomy places the organism in Eukaryota, Viridiplantae, Streptophyta, Magnoliopsida, Ericales, Balsaminaceae. Gene Ontology annotation, cellular component: elongator holoenzyme complex; cytosol. The coding region runs from base 92 to 4018 and encodes 1308 amino acids. The record is from RefSeq and is a predicted model, not a curated record.